AUGGAUUAUUAUUAUUAUUAUUAUUAUUAUUAUUAUUCAUUUCUUUCAUCGUUUUCGCUCAAUUCCUUUAUAUUUCCCCUUUCGAGUCCUUUCUUUUCUUUUCGUUCCACCAUUUUGAAAUUUGAUUUCUCUCUUUUCUUUUUCCUCUUCCCAAUUCUUUGUCGGUUUUUUUUUGGGGGGGGGAGUUCUCUCUUUCUUUCUUUGUUUCUUUCUUUCAUUCUUUCUUUCUUUCUUUCUUUCUGUCAUUCAUUUUUAGUUCUUUCCUUCUUUCAUUAUUUCUUUCUUUCUUUCUUUCUUUCUUUCAGCCUUUCAUUUUUAGUUCUCUCUUUCCUUCGUUCAUUAUUUCUUUCUUUCUUUCUUUCUUUCUUUCUUCAUUCGUUCUUUCGUCCUUUCUUUCUUCGUUUGCUUACCUUCGUCUUUCACACUCAAUAUUUUUGUGAUAUCAUUAAUUUUUUUUCUUCUUUGUUCCUUUCUUUCAUCCUUCCUUCCUUCCCUCUUUCCUUCCUUUUUCUUCCUUUAUCCUCUUCCUUCAUGAUCUUUUCCUCUUUGUACUUUCACUUUCACUCUCAGUGGUUUUGUCAUCUGAAUGUAUUCUUUUUCCUUCCUUCCUUCCUUCCUUCCUUCCUUCCUUCCUUCCUUCCUUCCUUUAAUUUCUUUCUUAUUUAUAUUUUCAUUUCUCUUUUUUCUCCUUCUUUUCUUUCUCUUAAUUCUGAUUUCAUUAAUUUCAUUUUAGGACCUUUUUCUCUUUCUACUUUCACUUUCACUCUCAGUAAUUAUUUUGUCUUCCUUCUUCCUUCCUUAUUUCCUUCUCUCUUUAUAUCUUUCUUAUAUUACUCCCUUCCUUUCUCCUUUCUUUUCUUUCUGCUUUCUUUAAUUUCUUCUCUUUUUUUGCAUUUUUCAUCCCUCUUUUCUCAUUUGCCAUCACUUUUUUUUCUUUUUACUCUUUCACGCGUUUAUCAUUUAUUUCAUUUUUCAUUUUUUCUUUCUCUAGAUUUAUCUUUCUUUUUUGCUUUCUCUUACAUUCACAGUAUUCUUUCAUUUCAUUCUAUUUAUCUCCUUCAUUCGUUCCUUUGUUUUUUCUUUCUUUCUCUUGAUCCUUUCAUUUUUUUCGUUCUUUUCUUUUUGCUUUUAAUCUCUUUCUUUAUGGAAGUUGGCAUCUUUACCUUCGUCUUUCACAGUCAAUAUUUUUGUGAUGUCAUUGGAUUCUUUUUUCUUCUUUCUUCCUUCCUUUCAUCCUUCCUUCCCUAA
Acanthosepion pharaonis is the source of this 1248-nucleotide messenger RNA. The record is from the annotation of a GenBank genome assembly. NCBI's taxonomy places the organism in Eukaryota, Metazoa, Mollusca, Cephalopoda, Sepiida, Sepiidae.